CAGUGUCGCAGUGAAUGCUGGGUGUGACAGGCAUGGAAGAGACGCCGGCACAACGUGAAGCUGGAGAGAUUCCUUGUGAGGAGUCUUUUGAUCAAUUUUUAGUACAGCAUGAAACGGCUCUCAGGUCAUCUGCAGUUCCACAGAUAUUUUGGAAGAGUUUGCAUUACAAGCUUAUUAACGAGGUCUUUGAUGCCGGACAGUUCUUUGGUAUAAUGCGAACAGAGGAAGCAGAUGAUGAUGAUGAACAGCCACAACUUGAAGAAAAGAAAAGAUCAAAUCCAGGAGUUGAGCUUUCUUGUAAAGUUAUUGUGACCAAUGAAAAUGGUGUUCGGGCUGAAGAUCCUAACAGUAUAUUUCUUAUAGAUCAUGCCUGGACAUAUCGGGUUAAUAGUGCUCGGCAGCAUUUACAGGAGAUUCCUGGACUACUCCAUCGUAUGGCUAACCUUAUGAAGAUUGAUUUUCAUGGUGAAUUCCCUGAUGAGAAUGUGGUGAAUAAAGUGCUCUCUGAGAUGUGGAAGUACAACCAGACUUACCAGCUGUCCCGGGGGACUGCGGAGGAAAAAGUUCCAGUGUGGUACGUCAUGGAUGAAUUUGGCUCUGAAAUACAGCAUUCAAAUGAACCAACCUGUUGCACUGCUCCUUUAUUUUACACAUCACAGCAGAUUGCUUACACCAUCCUGUGGCCUCUCCGGGAUCUGGACAGUGGAGAGGAGGUUACACGUGAUUAUGCCUAUGGGGAACCUGAUCCUUUGAUUCGAAAGUGUAGGUUGUUGCCAUGGGAAUAUGCUGACCUACAGAGAUUGAGCUCCUAUAUUUCUGAACCACCAGAUGCUUAUUAUGAGACAAUUUUUCAAGAGAACAAAGAAACUCUUCCUCUUCCAGUUGAGCCUCAGGUAUAUCCAAAAGACAAGAUAUUUAGGGUUUUAACUGAGAUGACAUACAUUCAUGAAAAUAUGAAACAUCCACGUUUUAUUUUCACUAGUUGCAAAGAUGAGGCAGACAUCCUUUUCAUGUAUUCUCACAUUAAAGACUACAGAAAGUUGAGUGAAGAGAGACCUCAUGUUCUAGUGAAUCAAUUUCCAUGUGAGAACAUUGUGACAGUGAAAGAUUGCUUGGCUUCUGUGGUAAGAAGACUUGGCUUGGUAGAAAGUACAAAAUGGCUGCCACUUACAUUUAAUCUUCAAACUGAGCUGCCACAGUUUAUUAGCUACUAUCAACAAAACCAAGCAAGAGGUAAAGAUAAUCAUUGGAUUUGUAAGCCAUGGAACCUUGCAAGAGGCCUGGACACCCAUAUAACAAAUGACCUAUCCUAUAUCAUUCGACAGAGAGAAAGCACACCAAAGGUGGUGUGCAAAUACAUUGAAAAUCCAGUGCUGUUCAAGAGGGAAGAAAUUGGAAUGGUAAAGUUUGAUAUUCGCUAUAUAGUUCUCCUCCGUUCAGUAAGGCCAUUACAGCUUUACGCCUACAACGUUUUCUGGUUACGAUUUGCCAACAGGCCAUUUUCCUUGGACCACUUUGAUGAUUAUCAGAAACACUUUACUGUUAUGAACUAUGAAGAAGGAGCCCAUCUUAAACAGGUCCACUAUGAUGAAUUUAUCCAGCUGUUUGAGAAACAAUACCCUGAUCAUCCUUGGACUUCUGUACAGGACAAGCUUUUCAAAUGUUUUGCUGAACUAUUUGAAGUGGCAGCAUCUAGACCAGCCCCUUUUGGUAUAUGUGAUUAUCCAUCCUCUCGAGCUAUGUAUGCAAUUGACCUAAUGCUGAAAUGGCAAAAUACAGACGAAGGUCAAAAGGUUAUGAAGCCACAGAUCCUGGAAGUAAACUUUAAUCCUGACUGUACCAGAGCUUGUAAAUACCACCCAAGCUUCUUUGAUGAUGUGUUUAGCACACUUUUCUUGGAUGAUAGUACCAAUUCCCCAGUAACUCGUAUUGUUUAAUAUUUGUUAAACAUUUUAAAACUAUGAAUACAUAGCAGAGCUUGUGGAUGUUUUACCAUUAGUAAAUAUAAGCAGAAAAAUGAUAAGUAUAA
Molecule: messenger RNA, 2029 nt
Organism: Erpetoichthys calabaricus (reedfish)
Lineage: Eukaryota; Metazoa; Chordata; Cladistia; Polypteriformes; Polypteridae
Gene: ttll12
Product: tubulin tyrosine ligase-like family, member 12
Exons: 14
Coding region: 15-1937 (640 amino acids)
Biological process (GO): protein modification process
Source: RefSeq, a predicted model, not a curated record